AUGCCAGACUUUUGUGCAGUCUACGGAUGCUCCAAUCGCCAUAGUCUCAAAACGAGAGCCCGUGGGAUCACCUUUCACCUGUUUCCCACAACCGGAAAGAUGAGGAGGCAGUGGGAACUUGCCCUAAGAAGGGACGGUUUUGUUGCCUCUGACAGGACACUGCUCUGCAGUGAGCACUUCAGGAGUGAGGACAGAACGGGGCAGAAUGUCCGACUUAAAGAUGGUGUUGUGCCAAACAUUUUGAACUUUCCAGCUCAUCUUCAAAGGCUGGUAGCAACAAGAAGCACAACCACCUCUGGAAGAGUGGAAGACAACCUGUCAAUGGACUUGUCUCAGGAUGUACCUCAGCCUGAUGUUGGAGCCACUGGAGAGAGGAGUUUGAGCCGCAAGCGGCAGGCCACUGACCACUUGUAUGCAUUGCCUGCUUGCCCUAAGGCUAUAAAGGCCAAACUUGAAGAAGCCUCAGCGAGAGUGAGGAAACUGAAGCGGGAGAAGAGUAAUGCCUUGAGGAGAGAAAAGAGGGCCAAGAUGAACAUGCGGGUUCUUCUGGAGGAACUGAAGGAGAGAAAUCUCAUCAACGAAGAGCUAAGAGUCAACCCUGAAUGCUAUUCAGAUCUUCCAGUUCAUCUCCUGUCGAGGCAGGGCAUAGAGUACACCAAGCCCCAGAGAGAUUUUGCCCUUACGCUCCAUCUGCAUGGUCCAAAGGCAUAUCACUACCUGAGAGAUACCCUGCAUAUUCACCUGCCACAUCCCAGUUCAUUGCAAAGGUAUUUUUCAUGA
Messenger RNA from Micropterus dolomieu (smallmouth bass), 780 nucleotides. RefSeq names its product THAP domain-containing protein 6-like. The record is from RefSeq and is a predicted model, not a curated record. The coding region runs from base 1 to 780 and encodes 259 amino acids. Lineage: Eukaryota; Metazoa; Chordata; Actinopteri; Centrarchiformes; Centrarchidae. The transcript is spliced from 5 exons.